AGCAAAAGGAAAAAAAGAAAAGCACUAAAUACUAAAACCGAGCCUAUACCUAAAUAGAACCCUAAUCAGCUGAUCUCCACUACACAACCCUGAGACAUCCAUGACGCAACCUUGAAUUAUCGAGACCCGCCCCCUUCAAUGUAAACGGGGGAACAACAACAAUUAUCCCUAAACUCCUCCCCUAAUAUCAUAAAUUUGAGGCUCCGGGGCUGAAAUAUGAGCCGAAAUUAUUAACACUUCCUUGGAUAAUUGAAAAAAUACGGUAUAGAUUAAAAAAAUACAGCCAGGGAGUGUUAAAAGUCGUGGUUUUAGGGGGAGAGAAGGGAAGUAUCGGUGUAUAUUCGUGUAUUAAUGUGUGUUUCUGUUGUCUAGCACCAUGGAGACUGUGAUGGAGAACAGCGACAUCCUGGAGGAGGUGAUCAACCACAAGAACUCCCGCCCCAACACACAAGACACAGCAGCCCCCGUCACCACACCGUCCAGUGCUGAGCAGGUCCAGCAUAGAAGAAACUCGUCCCUUCAGCUGCGCAAAAGCUCCUUGAACCAAGACUCUGCCCCCAUCAGUGUUGUGUACAGGCCGAGGGAGGGAAGCAUUCAGCUGAACAAUGUGUCCGAUGGAGCAACAAGCAUUGACUCCUCAGACCCUCCCAUCUCAGACCUGAAUUUGCUCCUUGCUGCAACAUAUGUGGAAGACUCCCUAGAUGGCAGACACUCAGACUUCAAAGUAUCCGAGAGACAUUUGAAAUUGUAUCGCUUGUAUCAGAACAAGUGGGGACAAGUGGCCCUGUAUGUAUUCCUUGUGAUACAUCUGUGCCUGGCCUUGUUUGAGAGCCCUGCUGUGCCCGGCCUUGAGAUGAGCUACUGGGUAACGAUGCUCAUGGAAACAGGGAUCUUGAUCUUCUACAUAUUCCGAGUGACGCACAUAAGCAUCUUCACUCCCCUGACUAGGUUUUGGUCAGAUACUAAAAACAUUCUCAUUCUUGUGUUAAUUGGGAUUACCUUUUUAGAUAUGGUAAUAUAUAUUGGACUAACAGAGAGUGGAAUCUAUAGUGUACGGUGGUCAAGAGCACUGCGUCCCCUGUUUGCUGUCAAUUUCCCAGAGCUGCGGCAGAUCAGGCGAGCGUUUCGUAACCUGCGGCGAACUCUCCCAGAUGUGGUCAAUGUGCUGUUCCUCUUCUUCUUCAGCCUGGCCAUAUUUGCCCUCAUGGCCUACAAGCUGUUUGGUGGAAGAGGUCUGACGUGGGUGGAUGGAAGACCCUACUUUGAUUCUUACUGGGACAGCAUUUUUGACCUGUAUGUCCUGGUCACCACAGCCAACAACCCUGACAUCAUGAUGCCGGCGUUUGACAUCUCCACCUACUACGUGAUCUUCUUUGUGGUGUUCCUGGUCAUCUGCUUCUUCAUCUACAUGAACAUCAUCCUUGCCGUCAUCUAUAAUAACUACAGGAAGCAUCUCAAAAAUGAGGUGAGGAAAUCUGUGUACAGCAAACGGCAGCAGCUCAGCAAAGCAUUUGAGAUCCUCGCCUUUGAUCUCAGAAACAAACGAGUGGUGACAAGGACCAGGUUUGUGCAGCUGAUGAAGUUUCUGGAUGAUAAGAAGAAUCCAGCGCUCAUCAACGUUUUGUGGAUUGUGCUUGACUCAGAUAGCUCGGAUUAUUUGGAGAAAGGUGAAUUCCUCAAGCUUGCAGACCUAUUGAAUGUGGAGGUGUCUGAGGUGGUGGACCGAACUACACUGAUUGGCCACUACUUCCCCAAACUUUACAACUCAAAGCCUUCAAAACUGAUCUGUGCCAUAGUGAAGAACAGGUUCUUUGGGAUUUUCUUUGAUAUCCUGACGCUGGUGAAUGCAGUAGUAAUUGGCAUCGCUGACAGUGACGACACAUGGGAUGAUGCAGCGGAGUGGGUCUUCCUUUCUCUGUUCAUGCUGGAAAUAUUCUUAAAGCUCUACGUCUUGGGUGCCCGGCGCUUCUUUAAAAAGAUGUGGAAUGUGUUUGAUUUUGUUGUGAUUGGUGCAGCAUUCAUCAUGGGAGUCGUGGAGGCAGUUGUGGCUGAUGAGCAGGAGAGUCGUCUGUCCCUGGAUGUGCUGUUGGUGCUUCGUGUGCUGCGUCUUGUCAAGAUUAUCGGCAGUGUCAAUCGCUUCAAGGUCAUUGUGCACACCAUCACCAAGAUCUUCCCAUCCCUUCUCACCUACGGGGCUGUCAUGCUGGUGUUUUACUACAUCUUUGCCAUUGUGGGGAUGGAGGCAUUUCAAGGGUUGGUGCGGUUCUCUGGCUACACCACAGGCUCUGAACUCUACUGUGGGAACGAGAAGCUGCACAACUCUGACUUCUGGCGAGACCACUACUGCAACAACAACUUCAAUGACGUCAUCCAUGCCUUCAUUGUCCUCUUUGAGCUCACAGUCGUCAACCAGUGGCAUGUUAUUGCCUACGGUUAUGCUACCGUAACAGACCCCUGGGCAAGGCUCUACUUCAUCCUCUUCCACCUCACUUGUGUCAUUGUGGUUCUCAACAUCUUCACAGCUUUUGUCCUGGAGGUGUUCAUCCUGGAGUACACAGCCAGCUGUCAGGGUUACCUGGAGAGUCAGAUGGAGAAGAAAAUUCAAGAAAUGGGACUCAGCUUCAGAAAGAAGAGGCCAAGAGCCAUGUCGACCGUGAGUAAUGAGAACCUGGUGGUGUCUGAUAGUUCAGAGUCUGAGGAGGAGACAGAAUCAGCACCUCAUCCUCCAACAACAGAGGUUGAUGGUAGAAUAUCCCCAGGAGCUUCACAGUUCUAUGCUUCAGGCAAGGACAUCUCUUCAGAAACAGAUGUCCGGUUCCACAUCUCAAAAAGACUGAAGAACACAGAGGUCCUGCUGCAGAAGAUGUUUGAGAAGGAGCUGAGCACUCACGACCUGGGACCAAACAUUGAGAGCCUGGACCAGGAUCUUCAGGAUGAGCAUGCAUACCUGGUCAGUCAGAACCACACACUAUGGAGCCUCUGAUGCUGCUGCUCCUGCUGGUGUGGUGGUGAUGCUCUCAAGGAUACUGAUGUGAAGCCAUCCUGCCCUUAAAGUGUCAGGCUGUGUUGGUGGGUCUACCAGCAUCUGCAGGAAGGUGUACAGUUGCUAAAGUUCAGAUCUGAGUUGAUAAGUUGUUACUGUCUUGUUGUCUUCCAUAACAUGCUCAUCAUAUUUGUGAUAAUUUAACUGGAGACAUUUGCAUAUCUGCCUCUCUUUGUCUCUGAGGUAAAUAAAUUGAACAUGUAGACAAAUAUCUGUGUCUACAAACCAGGCUGAUGUUUCCAUAGUUGUAUGGCUGAGACAAGAUAUCUAUACACAAACAUACAGAUAUUGAAUGAGUAAUAAAUAUAUACAUCUUUGGCAGAGUUACUAGCAGCACAUCCCACCUAACAAACCUUGUUGAGCGUAAAACAAACGGGUAAUUUAAAGGUCUUAAGGUAGAAACAUUAGUAUUUUAGGGAUGCUGUCUUAAGGGAGAAAGGACAGCAUUUAUGAUCUGUUGCAGUUAUCUGUUAUGGCUAAAGAUUCUGUGUUCAUUUGUUUCUUUUAGCAUCCCUACUUCUGCCAUUCAACUGAAGGUCUGAAAACCUAACUCAAUAAAUAUUGGUCUUCCUUGCUGGGAAAGAUCUUCCCUCAGCCAGUGUGGUAAAUGUAGAUCUGAAUACUUGAGUCUUGUGAUAAUUUAUUCUGCUCUGUUGUUGUUACUGUGUGAAUGGAAAGUUUCAGAAUACAUUAAGUUUUACCAAGGAGUUUAAUAAUGUUACUAUUGAGAAUAAUAUAUGUAUAAUUUAUAUUGACCUUGUAUUUUAGCUUAUUUUAAAGUACAACAAACAGAGGACUACAUGAGUGCAGCUGUGGCACAGGAAGGCCUUGUCCUCAAUGACAAAAACUGUAUCUGAAAGUCAUAAUUUAUUUGCUGUAUAAUAUGAAUGUAUGAAUGAUUCUGUAGUCAUAAUAUUUCAAAAAAUUAAAUUCCAUAAUUACGGGAAGUAUUUAACCAUUAGAAGAUUUCAAUAUUUAAUAUAGAUUUUUAAACUUAGUUAGUU
Molecule: messenger RNA, 4047 nt
Organism: Scylla paramamosain (green mud crab)
Lineage: Eukaryota; Metazoa; Arthropoda; Malacostraca; Decapoda; Portunidae
Product: two pore channel protein 1-like
Exons: 21
Coding region: 377-2983 (868 amino acids)
Biological process (GO): transmembrane transport; monoatomic ion transport
Cellular component (GO): membrane
Molecular function (GO): monoatomic ion channel activity
Source: RefSeq, a predicted model, not a curated record